Messenger RNA from Exophiala mesophila, 1014 nucleotides. RefSeq lists its product as uncharacterized. NCBI's taxonomy places the organism in Eukaryota, Fungi, Ascomycota, Eurotiomycetes, Chaetothyriales, Herpotrichiellaceae. Gene Ontology annotation, molecular function: sequence-specific DNA binding; zinc ion binding; DNA-binding transcription factor activity, RNA polymerase II-specific. Bases 1 to 1014 code for a protein of 337 amino acids. The record is from RefSeq and is a predicted model, not a curated record. Gene Ontology annotation, biological process: positive regulation of transcription by RNA polymerase II. The transcript has a single exon.
AUGGACUUGACUCUAGAUCUCGAAGCAGCUCUGGCUUCAUUGCCAGCCUGUACUCGGUGUCGCAGACGGCGCAUCAAAUGCGAUAGCCGGCUGCCAACAUGCCGAAAUUGCUUUCAGGCCGAUGUGAGAUGCCAAUUUAGGGACCAUGUCGUGGGGGAGGAAAUUCCUCGGCAAUACUUGCAGUCCUUGAUCCAACAUGUCCAACAAUUGAGCGAAGCUGGGGCAUCCAAUGGAAUUGGAAUUGCCCCAGAGCUGUCUUCUCACGACACUCUUCCCCGACUUGACCGCCCAAGGGUCGGAAAUGCUGAAGCUUGCAGCAUAUUCGCGGCCUCCCAGAGUCCAGGUCGUCUAACUGAUCCUGGUGUCUCAUACUAUGGCCCUAGCAAUCUAUAUGCCUAUCUCCUCAAUUCGGCUUCAUCGAUGAUCUCUGCCAAGCCUUUCAUCGAGCCCGAGGAAGAGAAAGAAGGCCUUCGACCACACAACGAACUAUUCGAGACCAUCACCGCUAGCUACAGACCGUCUUCUGACACGUCUACAGCCAAUCUCCCGCCACAGUCACUGGUCAGGGACUUACUAGAAUAUUACCAACAAUCUGUUGAGGUGUUCUUCCCAGUGAUUGGGAGUGAGUUGUUUUCGCAACUCAGUGCCUUGUUGUCGACAGGGUCGGAGACUUUACAAGACGAUAACAGCGUCGAGUUUGCUAUUCUUCGUCUCAUCCUGGCGAUUUCCUUCCAACUCAUGGCACGCUACAACCCCAGUCUUUCAUCGAUCGCACUGGCAUAUUUUCUCAACAUCAGUGAGGCUCGCUUGCGGGAGGCCCUGAGCCGCUCCAACGUCACCACGUUACAACUGCUUACACUACUCUCCAUAUAUUUGAUGCUUGAUCGAAAAGGAGGCAAUAUUUGGACCGCUUUAGACCAAGCCCUUUGCUUGAGCGAGACCCUGGAGCUGAAGAGUGAACGGAAUGGUAUCCUUAAUCAAAUUCGAAACACACUGUUCGUCCUAGAAGUGUAG